This is a messenger RNA of Coniophora puteana RWD-64-598 SS2, 711 nucleotides long. RefSeq lists its product as uncharacterized. The coding region runs from base 223 to 510 and encodes 95 amino acids. The transcript has 3 exons. Gene Ontology annotation, cellular component: mitochondrial inner membrane peptidase complex. Lineage: Eukaryota; Fungi; Basidiomycota; Agaricomycetes; Boletales; Coniophoraceae. The record is from RefSeq and is a predicted model, not a curated record.
GUGGUCAACACGAGUCUGUUCUCCAUGAUCCCACUCUCCUCCCAAACUCUCUCAAGCGAACCCUAACGCGGACAGCGAACCCAUUAUUGCCUGUCUCGACAACGCCCGUGCUUCGCCUCAGUGACUUCUGAGACACCUGAAGCAGUUGAUUGGACGCCACGGAUCCCAUAACCUUCCCAGUUAACUCUCUCAUAGUUUGCUAGGCCGUGGAAUUCAGACAGCAUGGCAAACAUCACAAAGCCAGAUGCGGUUUCUCCUGAGAAAUGUUCACUCGUGGAGCUCACGCAGUACAGCUGUGAGCCCGAAGAGCUGCCUAAUGGGCAAAUAAGACCCCGCUGUUUCCCUAUUCCGCGCAUUUUCAGAAUGUGUGCCAACAGGCCAGCGGUCGAGAUUACAAGACUCGUGGAGAUUAACCCGAACACUGGAGAAGUUACGAUUCCUGGCGAAAGCAGUCUGAACGCCCCAAAGGGCAAACUCUGGAAAAAUGUCACCACUCUAUCAAGUGAAUAAUAAUUGGUGCUCCCGCCCGGCCACUAGUUACCGUCGAGGCUUUGCUUGUAAGGUCCAUCGACUGCAGACGUAGCCUCGUAAUAAUAGAGCAUGCACAACUGCAAGCGAUGGGCAGUGGACGCGGAAACAGUGGUAACGCUGUCGCAAGUUGUUAGUGUUCCCGAUUCUAUGUUAGCACGAUACGUGCUUGCUUAAUAUCCC